ACAGCAGACGAGGGGGGGCAUCCCUACAAAGAGGGAGCCGGGAGGAGAAACGGCAGACGAGGAUAGGAAGAGUGACUGAGAGGAUAGAGAGCAUCUGAGAGAGAGGGUUCGCAUGCAGGACCGUGAAUAAACAGCAGGCAGACGUUGGAGUGCUUUUUUUUUACUUCCACCACAACUGCUACAGCUGAGGAGAUGCUUAUGUGAUGAAAGCAAUUGAUUGUGCAUAGUAAGCAAGAAGCUUUCUUCCUUUGUAUUGAUAAAGAGCAGGAAUUCAUAAAUUGCUGCAUCUUAGAGUGUCUCAUUAUGGAUGACUCUAGGGAACUUACUGAAUAGAUCUCAGCACUGCAUCAUGGUUCAGCAAAGGACCCACAAAUACUCGUCGGUCAUGGAUGGCAAUUCUACCAGAGAGGUCUUCGUGGGACUGGCGGCAGAGGAUGAUACUGAGGUGUAUGGACAUGUUCCUUCUAACAAAGACCCCAACUGGUGCAAAACUCCAACUGGGCACAUCAAGAGACCAAUGAACGCUUUUAUGGUCUGGUCCCAGAUUGAGAGACGGAAGAUCAUGGAGCAGUGGCCUGACAUGCACAAUGCUGAGAUUUCAAAGCGCCUUGGAAAGCGCUGGAAACUACUGCCUGAUUACGAGAAGAUACCCUUCAUCAAAGAGGCUGAAAGGUUGCGUCUAAAGCACAUGGCUGACUAUCCAGACUACAAGUACCGGCCCAGGAAGAAGAGCAAGUGUUCCACUCCAGUGAAACUUGGAGAGAAGUUGCCUAUGAAAUCCAGCAGGUCCCAUUCAGGAAGAUCUAUCGGGCUGUCCUGCAAAGGGCUAAAGAUCAAACCUGCUUCUACCAAGCCUAAAAUGAACUCUAAUGGCAAUAAAUAUAAGAGCUACAGUGAGAGCAUGAGUGAUGACGACAUGAUGGAUGUAAACAUAGACAGUCCAGUGACUCUGCAAGAUGAUCACAACCAGUCAAGUAACUUUGUCCUUCACCAGCAGGCUACCGUUCCCUCCGAGGACCAGCAACCAGUUCCUGAGCUCAGAGUGAAAGUGGCCAUCUCUCAAACCAGCAGCAUCCAGAGUCUCUCCUCGGACAAAGAGUGCCAGGCACUUCCGGAGUGCACAACGAGUGAGCCACGAGGGUUGACAUCUGGAAGAUCCUCCACUCCAACCUCAACCAGCUCCUCCUCUUUGGUGUCAUCAGCUUGUUCGGAUGAGGAAUUAGACGAGGAACUCUUGCAUAUCAUUUCUAACAGUAUGCCUAUGGACAGCUCCGCUCUGGACAAGGACUUUGAAGCAUUUCAUGCUAACUCAGGAUCCCAUUUUGACUUCCCAGAUUACUGCACUCCAGAGGUGAAUGAAAUGAUUUCUGGGGACUUGCUUGUGCCCAGCAUCUCAGACCUAGUGUUCACUUACUAAAGUCGAGCCCUUUGUAAUGUGGGCAGGCCUGCAUAGCUGCCAAUUUGAAAAUAUUUUGUCCAUGUUGUACUUGGACAAUUCCUUUUUCCAUGUGUUUAUUUUCUCACUGAAUUCCAUAAGUGCUACUGCUUUCCUUUCCAAGCAUGUCACAUCUUGUUAGUUUAGCUAACAGACACACAGGGCUAUGCAGAGCUGUUCAGGACAGUAAGACAUUCCGAUUUUGUUUGGAUAUAGUGCUUAGACACAUGAAAAUCAUUUUACCAGCUGUCUAGAUAAAUGUCUUAAACUAAUCGCUAAGUGCCUGAUGGGCAGCAGUUAGAGGCAAGGAUUUUAUCAAUUUAAAGGGAAAAAUUCACCUAAAAAAAAAAAUUCUGUCAUCAUUUACUCAUCUACACAAAUUACUUUCUUCACAAAAUACAAAAGAAGAUACUUUGAAUGUGUCAGCUGUUUUUGUCCAUGUAAACCACUGACUUUCAUUCUUCAAAAUAUCUUCUUUUGUGGUCUACAGAAGCCAGAAUGCCAUUAGUGUGAGGAUAUGAUGACCAUUUUCUUUUUUUUUCUUUUUUUUUGGGUGAACAAGCCCUUUAUUAUACAGCACUGUAAUUUUCAUCACUGCUCAUAAAAUUAGCUCUUAAUCAUGAUUCAUUCAAAUGUGAUUUUCCCAGAAGUUUCAAUAUAGAGGUAUGCUGACAGAUUUGGUGCAUUCAUAUUCGGAAACAAAAAUGAUGAAAAGGAAAGGAUGAGCAAAAUCAUUUAUUAUAACCUCCAGCACUUAAAGGUAAAGCAUCAGUAACUUUGCAGAGGAAAUCACUGCAGACACAUAGUUCAUAUCUUAUUUUUUAAUUAGGUAAUAGCACUUUCAUCACCUUGCUGUUGCCACAGACGUUAAGACACAUGUGAUUUAAAAGCAGCUCUGCAUCUGCCCCGCAUGCAGGUGUGUGUGUGUCAGUGUGUGCCUGAACUGUUUGGACUGUGGACAAAAGGGGGUUGAGGUUAGGGUUUGGGGGUUGGGAUUGAUUCUUUCAGGGAACUGUGCAUCUGUCCAUGCAGCCAGCAGCUUUUAUGCAGGGGUCAGACUCUGUGCUUACUGAGCGUCUGCCGGGGUGGGGAGGUGUGCGAGGCGGGGCUCCCACACCGAUUUGCUAAAAUGCAUGUCAUGUCUGCAGUCUGGCUGCAGCUGCCCCGAUCAGGGUAAGAAAUCUGUGUCUGCCAGCUGGCCCCCAUUGACUCUCUCAGGGAUCGUUUGUCUGGGUCCUAGUGCCUCCUGUAGGUAAUUCAUCUGUGAUGAUCUGUGUAUGAGCGUCUCUUUCUCUCUUGGAGUAACUAUCCAAAGCCAACUGAAGUGACAGAUUGCCCAGUAUACUGGAUAUACCGUAUACCUGAAAACCCACAUGCUCUUAUUAAUUUCAGUUCAGUUGGCACCCGGGAGACUGGCAUUAUUUACCUCCCACCACCAGUUGUCAGAAAAGGGACAACGAAUCCAUAUCUUACAUAAACUGUGAAGAUGCAGCAGCGUGCAGUGCAAAGCGAAAGAACACAAAAUGAAAGGAACUUACUGUGCAUUUGCUCUUGGUUUAAACAGUCUCCAUAUAGUUGUGUUUCUUAUUGUAGGAGAGAUUUGGCUGAACUAGUUAUGUACGAUCAGUAUAAUUUUUAAUAGUUUGCUAAAUCUUAAGAACAAUGCCACAUUCAGUGGUCAAACUACACAUGUAAUUCAGGUAUCUACAUUUCAAGUGAAAAGGGAAAUGGUGUUAAACAUGAGGGCCAAUAGGAAAGAUGACAUGGUUUGUGAUGCGAGGCCUUCAUUCAUAAAACACAAAAAUAUGAGGAUUUUCAUUGCCUCAAUAUAUAUGUAUAGCGCAGAAAGAUUUAGUGCUUUAAGACUGAAAUGUUGGCAUUUUAAAUACUCAAAAUUGUAGAAACUGUAGCAAUAACCCAAGUUAUUGGAAACAUUUGUUUCACUAUAAGUGAGGCAUUGGAUGGCAUUAAUUUCGUAAUACAAAAAAGGUAAUUUGUAUUGCGAAAAUCCAAACUCAAGUUUGCAUGUGUUAUAAAUAAGGAGUUGUGAAUAGGUAAACAAAAUGCUUGGGCCUUCAACGAUCAUUAGGGAGAUGAUUACAAUACGUCCACUAUUUUAGCAGAUUCUCCACUACUGAAAUUGUGAAAUGGCUCACCAAACCUGAAAUUCACACACAGGAACGAGUCUUUGCAUUAAGACGUAUGGCAAUCAAAAAUGUCUCCAUACACUCUUGAAAUGUAUCAGGUCACUCACUGAACCAAUACAGUACCAAACACCAGCAGUCAAUUAAACAGACUCAGGACUAAAACAUCAGCCUACUGUGGAUCUGCUUUGAUUCAGCCAUUACUAAGAUGCACUCCGUUUGGCCAUUGUAUGUCAUUGUAGAUGAUCUGCAAACUGUAUGUGCAUCUGCAUCUGAACUGUAUGUAGCAUCAAAGGUCAAUCUGCAAAGUUGUACCUUUUUAAAUAUUAAAUAUUAAAAAAAU
Carassius auratus (goldfish) is the source of this 3922-nucleotide messenger RNA. Its product is annotated as transcription factor SOX-11-like. Gene Ontology annotation, molecular function: RNA polymerase II cis-regulatory region sequence-specific DNA binding; DNA-binding transcription activator activity, RNA polymerase II-specific. Lineage: Eukaryota; Metazoa; Chordata; Actinopteri; Cypriniformes; Cyprinidae. The record is from RefSeq and is a predicted model, not a curated record. The transcript has 2 exons. Bases 308 to 1417 code for a protein of 369 amino acids. Gene Ontology annotation, biological process: camera-type eye morphogenesis; positive regulation of transcription by RNA polymerase II; neuron differentiation. Gene Ontology annotation, cellular component: nucleus.